Molecule: messenger RNA, 1101 nt
Organism: Tetrahymena thermophila SB210
Lineage: Eukaryota; Ciliophora; Oligohymenophorea; Hymenostomatida; Tetrahymenidae
Product: transmembrane protein, putative
Exons: 1
Source: RefSeq, a predicted model, not a curated record
UUUUUUAGAACAAAUAUUGAUAAUCAAUCUAAAAUGGCUUAAAGAAGAAUUUAUUUCUUGUUAGUACUUUUUGUAUUAUGCAUACUCAUCUAAACUGAAGCAUAGUCAAUUAAAAUUCCUUUAAGGUUCAAAGAUAAUAAACUAGUUUUAUCUACAGCUUUCGGUAAAAAUUAGUGCUAAAUAGAUGCUGAAAUUCAAUUCAACUUAUGCACAAGUAUUAUAUCUAAAUUAUCAGAUAAUUAAUCCACUGAUAAUUGUGGUUCUGAAAGCACAGGUGAAAUUGAUUUACUCACUGGAGAUAACAUAUAUGUUGCCCCUUUUGAUUUAAAUGGGCUUAAAACAAGUCUCACCUUCAAUAUCCCAAGUCCUGAUUAAACUUUAAAUUAUGGAUUAAAAAGUUUGUGUUUCGGUUUUGGUUCAUACUAAUUAUAAUCAGUACUCAGAAAUUUGUUUAACUAAGGCUAAAUAAAAUAACCUAUAGCUUAUUUGUAUCUUGAUAAUGUUCUUUAAAAUCAAAAAAAAGGAGAUGUUACUGGCUUUAUCGAACUAGGAGAGCUUUACUAACCUAAGAUUUAAAAGAGCGAUUACUUAAAAUAUUUAAUAAGUGGCAACCGAGGAUCAUAUUAUUCUAUUAAAAAUGUGUUAUAAUUUUAAUUCUUAGGAUAAACUUUUAAUCUCUCAACAAACCAAUCGCAUUUUAACUUUAACUCUCCAUAUUACAGCUUCAGCACAGAAGUUAUUUAGCAAAUUUUGAAAACUUUUAAGAAAAAAGAUAUUUAGUAUAAAAUCAAGGCUAAUCCUUAAAAACAGUCAAGUGAUAAAUCUAUGUAUAUUGUACCAUAUAUUGAUUAGAUGGAUGAUAUUUAGGUUAUUUUUACUUAAGAAUCUACUGAAUAUUCUUACACCAUUUCCAUAUCACCAGAAACAUUUUCUAGAAAAAUUGAAAAUGAUGACUAUGAGUUACUAUUUGAGGAAGUAGAUUCUGGAAUUGAUUUCCGUUUUGGAAACACUAUCUUCUAGUCAUAUUAUUUUGGAUUCAAUCAGCUUGACAAUAAAAUAUAAGUGGCUAAAAGAGGUAAGUAGAAAAUAAUUUCGAUUUGA